AGAACAUUGCUCUACUCCACAGUUGUGUCUGGUCUCCUCAGAACUAUUUCAACUCGCACUGCUCUGGCACUGCGGGGACCCAUGAUCACCCAGAGGGCCAGUGUCUUCACCAGACCGGCUAAAGACCCUCUCGGCCCUUCCGAGACCAUCAUCGGACUGGGACUGUUCGCACUGGCUAUCCUGGGACCUUCUGGUUGGAUUCUCACCAACAUUGAGGACUACAAGAAGAAAGAUUAACUUAACAUGGACUCAUGUUAAUGGAUGUUCCAUACAUUCUCUACUUAUUCAAGACCCUGCUGGGAUCAUCAUUACUUCAAGAACUCUGUGGAACAAAUCCCCAACCUCCAUGAACUACCUCUCGAUCUCCACUUUACUCUCCUCACUCCUAGUUUACUCUUCAGCCCUUUGGAGAACCGUCUGCAAAUAGAAUGGCUGCACAACAUCUCAAGAAUUGUGAAUUUUAAUUGAACAAGGAGUAUGCUACAAUAAUAAAACAUAAUUCAACUUGAAAUA
Molecule: messenger RNA, 513 nt
Organism: Oncorhynchus kisutch (coho salmon)
Lineage: Eukaryota; Metazoa; Chordata; Actinopteri; Salmoniformes; Salmonidae
Product: cytochrome c oxidase subunit 8B, mitochondrial-like
Exons: 2
Biological process (GO): mitochondrial electron transport, cytochrome c to oxygen
Cellular component (GO): respiratory chain complex IV; mitochondrion
Source: RefSeq, a predicted model, not a curated record